UUCAACGUCUGCCAAACGCUUCGAAACGAAAGUUUACUCUGUGCUGUUUUUGCAAUUUAAAUAUAUCUAAAAUAUAUUAAAAAGAAAUAUUUAGCAAAUAUGCUGAAGCAAGUGAUUGCUGUUCUUUUUGUUGCCUUGUGUGUGAUGCACACGGCCUCGGCCAUCAAGUGCUAUCAGUGCAAAUCCCUGACGGAUCCGAACUGCGCCAAGGAGAAGAUCGAUGCCGCCUCCAAUAUCCGGUCGGUGGAUUGCGAUAUGGUGCCCAAACCGAACACUAUGGAGCAACUGCAGCCAGUGACCAGGUGCAACAAGGUGGUCACCAGUGACCGUGCUGGAAUUGUAUCCCGUGAUUGCCACUUCGAGUCUAUUGCAAAGGACAACGAGUGCACGGUGACGCACAGCCGCCAGGUGGAGAGCUGUUUUACCUGCAAAGGUGAUUUGUGCAAUGCAUCCAGUUCAGGACGCUUUAUUGCUCUGAGUGCAACGGCUCUCUUGGCAAUCUUCGCCCUGCAGAUGUCGUUGUGAAGCCGAAUCCGAUAUCCAGGAAUCUUAUGUAAUAAAUGUUAAUAACAUACCUGUACAAAAAAAAAAGAAAGAAAUGUAAAUUGUUUAA
Molecule: messenger RNA, 613 nt
Organism: Drosophila serrata
Lineage: Eukaryota; Metazoa; Arthropoda; Insecta; Diptera; Drosophilidae
Gene: atilla
Product: glycosylphosphatidylinositol-anchored protein atilla
Biological process (GO): regulation of synaptic transmission, cholinergic; sleep; positive regulation of voltage-gated potassium channel activity
Source: RefSeq, a predicted model, not a curated record